Molecule: messenger RNA, 3260 nt
Organism: Drosophila ficusphila
Lineage: Eukaryota; Metazoa; Arthropoda; Insecta; Diptera; Drosophilidae
Gene: ValRS-m
Product: valine--tRNA ligase
Exons: 5
Coding region: 172-3150 (992 amino acids)
Biological process (GO): valyl-tRNA aminoacylation
Cellular component (GO): cytosol
Molecular function (GO): valine-tRNA ligase activity; ATP binding; aminoacyl-tRNA deacylase activity
Source: RefSeq, a predicted model, not a curated record
UCUUGUAAAUAAAUAAAAAGGUUCCAAAAAUUACAACACAAAAGCAUAAAUAUUAUUUAAUUCAAAAUUGGCGCGUUUCAUAGACUUAUCGAUUAUCGCAUCAGAUGUUUUCAGGCCAUCACUAAAGCGCUUUUAAUUCGUUAGCUCCAUUGCAUAAACACAGUAAUAAAAAUGCAAAUAAUAAGGAAUUGCAGAAGCAAACUACUCAAAUACAAGUAUCUCUGCCAACCUAAGGUGUUCUCCUUGUAUUACAGCACAGUUAAAGAUGCCAAUAAAGAGCUGCCCUUGGCCACAGGAUACCAGCCCCGUCCAGUAGAGCAAGCCUAUUGGGAGCGGGAGGAGCGUCUGGCGAACCUGCCAAAGACUGGAAGCAGUAACUGCAAGCGAGGGACAUAUCGCAUGCUGCUUCCGCCACCAAAUGUCACCGGAAAUCUCCAUUUGGGUCAUGCUUUAAUGGCCACAGUGCAGGAUGUGAUUGCACGCCAGCGAAAGCAACUUGGCUACCAGGUGGAAUGGGUUCCAGGCACAGAUCACGCAGGGAUUGCCACCCAAGUGGUCGUGGAACGCACGAUUGCCGCUUCGCUAGGAAAAACUCGUCAAGAGCUUGGGCGCUCGGCUUUUUUGGACGAAGUUUGGCGCUGGAAGGCGGAGAAAGGUGCUGGCAUAGUUCAGGAUCUCCGUCAACUCGGCUGUAUGCUUAACUGGGAGCGCGAGUACUUUACCAUGGAUGAGAAGCAGGCCCACGCUGUAAACGUUGCUUUUGAAAGACUUUUCGAUGAGGGUCUCAUCCGCCGACGCAACUCGUUGGUCAACUGGUCAACCACUCUGCGCUCCGCCAUCUCUGAUAUCGAGGUGGAUCUCAUGGACAUUAAGGAACCUGUGGAGAUAGCCGUUCCGGGCUACGAACAAAAUGUGCUUUUUGGUAGAAUCUACGAUUUUGCUUAUCGCAUUGUGGAUGGCGAAACCCUUCCUGAUGGUUCGGUUGAGGAGAUUGUUGUGUCAACUACGAGACCUGAAACUAUAUUGGGAGAUGUAGCUGUGGCUGUACAUCCACUUGAUCCUCGCUACAGCAAGUAUAGGAAUUUUGAAGAAGUGAAACUUAAACAUCCCUUCCGUCACGACACCAUUCCGCUCGUUUUUGAUAUUGCCGUGGACCAGGAAUUUGGAACGGGAGCGGUGAAGAUCACCCCUGCCCAUGAUAAAUUCGACUUUGAGCUGGCUAAUCGCCAUAAACUGGAAGCCCGACAGGUGUUCAACGAAGCGGGUCAUGUGCUAGAAGCUUAUUCCGAGUUCAAAGGCAAACCGCGUUUUGAAGCACGAGACUUAAUCGUGAACCGACUGGAGGAAAUGGAACUGCUGCGCCAAGUGCGCUCCCACAGCAUGCAAUUACCGAUCUGCUCGCGCUCCAAGGAUGUUAUCGAGUAUAUGGUCUUGCCUCAGUGGUUUCUCAAGUGCAAGGACCUGGCCAAGGAUGCGCUAUCUGAACUUCACAGUGGUCGGCUGCAGAUACAACCUGCAAGCUUUGAGACGGAGUGGGAACGCUGGCUGCAGGACACCCGCGACUGGUGCAUUUCCCGGCAGUUGUGGUGGGGCCAUCAGGUGCCUGCUUACGAAGUGAUUGACUCCAAGGGUAACAGCCAAUGGGUGGCCGCAACAAGUGAAACAUUAGCCAAGCAAAAAGCUAUCCAGUUAGUGGGAAGUGAGGAAUUUACGCUAAAACGUGAUCAGGAUGUGUUGGACACUUGGUUUUCCUCGUCGCUGCUUCCGUUUUCCACGGCUGGCUGGCCGGACGAGGGUUACAAGGAGAAGUAUCCUUUGGACUUGAUGCAGACUGGUCACGAUAUACUCUUCUUUUGGGUGGCGCGCAUGAUGAUGAUGGGCUUAAAACUGACCGGCGAGGCACCGUUCCAGAGAAUACUUUUGAACGGCAUUGUGUGCGAUGCUCAGGGCAGAAAGAUGUCCAAGAGUCUGGGCAACAUAGUGGCUCCCCAACAAGUGGUUCAGGGCGCAAGCUUGGAAAGCUUGAAAGCUGGUCUGGAGCAAUCCUGCGAGGCCGGCAUUAUUAAACCCGCAGAGCUUAAAACCUCCACAGCUGGAAUGACCAAGAUGUUUCCCAAUGGAAUUCAAGAAUGCGGCACUGAUGCACUGCGCUUCACUCUGAUGAGCCAUAACAUUAAGAGCCACUUCAUCAGCUUCGAUGUAAAUGCCUGUUACACUAACAAGCUGUUUUUGAACAAAAUCUGGCAAGCGAUGCGCUUUACCUUGGGUUCAGCUAAGGGAUUAGGAAUCUCGCUGCAACAGUUCGAAACUUUGGAAGGUGUCAAUUUGGGCAUGUGGGAUCGCUGGAUCAUUGGCCGAUUAGCGGAAACUUUGUCUAUUUGCUCGCAGAGCUACAACAACUACAAUUUCCAUUUGGCUACAGCAGCCUUGAAAAACUUUUUCUACCAAAAUCUCUGUGAUAUUUACUUGGAAACUACCAAAUCGGCAAUAUCAAAUCGCACUGCCAAUGCCUACAUCCAUGUCGGCACCCUGACUGCUUGUCUCAGCUGGGGCUUGCAGGCCAUGGCUCCAUUUACUCCCUUUGUGGCUUCUGAACUGCUGCAACAUGUACCGCUCAACAUUGAGCUUAAGCUGUCCGACUACCAGGAUGCCAAACUGGAGGAAGAGGUCAACGAAAUAGUGAGCAUAUGCCAAAACGUUCGGCAGGUGAAGAGUCGCAAUGAGAUUAGCAAGCGACACCAGCCGCGCCUCAGUUUGUUUGCUCAGAACUCGGAUUCGGAAGGCGUUCUUCGUCGCCACCUGCCCCAAAUUCAAGUGCUCACCCGUUGCGACGGCGUGGAACUAGAACUGCUCGAUGAUACCUCAAAUAUUUCCAAGCAACUCAGCUUCUUUUCCACGGCGGGAGCACUCUGUUCUUUUGGCUUAAAGGUCAGUGAUGGAUUGGCUGUAGCAUCGGAUAAACGAAACGAGAUGAAGCUGGCCAACACAAAGAAACUCAAGAAACUAGUAAAUGAGCUGCAGCGGUACCGAAUGCGUUUAGACAAUGAAGCCUUCCAGCUGAUGGCUGACAAAACUGUGAAAAUGCAUUUCGAAAAUAAGGUUAAAGAACUUGAGGCGGAAAUUAACAGCCUCAUAAGACUGUCAGCGUGAUCCCUAUGUGUAGUUUACCUGAUCAAUUUAGAUAAAACCUAUGUUGUUACAUAAACGACUAAGUCGUUUGUUUGUUUUAGAAUUAAAGACUGCCGUACUUAUUAAAAACA